AGACCGGGCUAGCAGCAUGGUGGAUUCUGUGCAACCGUAGGUUCGGGUGCCAAUGGAGAGUCGGCCUCCUCCAGCAAAGAAGUUCAAAACAUCAUUGUCCGUGUGUGCUCAAAGGCGGGACAAUGCACUCUCGCGGGAGAUGGAGAUUGACCAACAGCGGAGAGAACUGCCCAUCUAUCGGGCUCGGGGAAAGCUCCUUGGACAACUGCGACAGCUGGACGCGGCGGUGAUCAUUGGUGAGACAGGUUCGGGGAAGACGACACAGAUUCCACAGUAUCUGUAUGAAGCCACCAUCGGGCGACAGGGUAUCAUUGGCGUCACACAGCCCCGACGUGUGGCAGCAAUAUCACUUGCAGCUCGUGUCUCAGAAGAAAAGAAAACAGAGUUAGGCACGUUGAUUGGAUACACUGUCCGUUUUGAAGAUCUCACCUCUGACAAGAGUAAAAUUAAGUUUUUAACCGAUGGGAUGCUGCUUCGAGAGGCAAUCGGAGACCCACUCCUUCACAGGUACAGUGUGGUGAUUUUGGAUGAAGCCCAUGAAAGGACUGUCCACACAGAUGUUCUCUUUGGCAUUGUGAAAGCCGCACAGAAAAAGCGAAAGGAACUCGGCAAAAUGCCACUGAAGGUAAUUAUCAUGUCUGCCACAAUGGAUGUCGAUCUCUUCUCUCAGUACUUUAAUAGAGCACCUGUUUUGUAUCUGGAAGGGAGACAGCAUUCCAUUCAGACCUUCUACACAAAGGAACCUCAGAGUGACUAUCUCCACGCUGCUUUAGUGUCAAUUUUUCAGAUCCACCAGGCAACACCACCUUCACACAACAUUCUGGUUUUUCUGACUGGUCAAGAGGAAAUUGAGGCUAUGAGUCGAACAUGCAGGGAAAUUGCCAAGCACCUUCCACAAGGCUGUGCGCAGAUGUCAGUAUUCCCUCUGUAUGCAUCACUCCCUCACCUGCAGCAGCUUCGAGUCUUUCAACUGGGACAGAAGGGCUGCCGUAAAGUGAUUCUUUCCACAAACAUUGCAGAAACAUCAAUCACCAUUCCAGGCAUCAAGUACGUUGUGGAUACAGGCAUGGUUAAAGCCAAGCGCUACACCCCUGAGAGUGGGUUGGAGGUCCUUGCUGUGCAGAAAGUUUCAAAAGCCCAGGCAUGGCAGCGAGCAGGGCGGGCAGGACGGCAGCAGGCAGGAAUCUGUUACCGACUAUACACUGAGGAGGAGUUUGAGAAAUUCCUAAACAUGACCGUACCAGAGAUACAAAGAUGUAAUCUGGCGAGUGUGAUGCUUCAGCUGCUGGCCCUUCGGAUACCCAACGUCUUGACAUUUGACUUUAUAUCAAAACCAUCUCCAGAAGCAGUGCGGGCAGCCAUUGAACAGCUUGAGCUGCUGGGUGCAGUCGAGUGCAAAGACAGCCAGAUCAUUCUGACACAAAUGGGCAAGAAAAUGGCAGCAUUCCCUCUGGAACCCAGAUUUUCCAAGGCUGUCCUACUGUCCCCAGAGUUUCACUGUUCUGAGGAGAUGCUGACCAUCGUUUCAUUGCUUUCUGUGGACAGUGUCCUGUACAAUCCACACAGUAAACGGGAGGAAGCACACUCUGUGAGAAAGAAAUUCAUCUCUAGCGAGGGAGAUCACAUGACCCUCCUGAACAUGUAUCAGGCUUUUAAGAAUGUAGGAGGACAUAAGGAAUGGUGUAGAGAGAACUUCGUGAAUGGCCGAAACAUGGCAAUGGUAUCAGAAGUUAGAUGUCAACUGCGGGAUAUUUGUGCAAAGUUUGGAGUUCGUUUGGAAUCUUCUCGUUCAGACACCAGCAAUAUCCGUCGGUGCUUGGCUCAUGCGCUGUUUCUGAAUGCUGCAGAACUGCAGCUGGAUGGGACGUAUGCAACCCUGGACACCCGGCAGCCUGUGGCUAUCCAUCCCUCCUCUGUCCUUUUCCACUGCAAACCUUCCUAUGUUUUGUACAAUGAAUUAUUGCACACAUCGAAGUGCUACAUACGGGACUUGUGUGUGGUAGAUCCUGAAUGGCUUUAUGAGGCUGCCCCAGAAUAUUUUGGUAGAAAGUUGAAAAGAGUAAAAAGUUAAUGCAUCUGAGAUGGCGACUGCUCCCCGUAUAUCUGUUGUAGACAGGUGCAUCAUUGGUUUUCAGAAGACAAACAACCACAAGAUUUUGCACUAAAAUAUCUGCUUUUUUAAAUAACUUUUAUAUUACUUGGAAAGUAGUUCGUAUGUGAAUUAACAAAGCAUAAUGCAUUAUUGGCCUUUUCUGAUACAGCUUCAGUAGAAGAAAUGGAUUGACCAACAAUAUUAACUCUUAUUUUCUACUGUCAAAUGUUUUUGUUGAGAGUUAGUCAAUGGUGGAGUCAUGAAAUUGUGUUUUAACAUUUUUACACACCAACUAGAAGGAAUUUAAUGAGUCAUUGCUUUUUAGAUUUCCUUAAAGUGAGAGAUCUCAGGGAAAUUCAGAAGUGCAUGAGGAUCUGUCUGUGCAGCAUGAUUGGGGCAAACGUGUCUGCACAAUACAGUUGGGGGCAUCCAUGUUUUGUAGUUUAGUCAACUUUGUGCUUAUACCUUUUGUAAUGGCUUUUAUUUAAUUGUAAUACAUUAGAUUCAACCCCAGGAUCUCAUGCUGAAACUGAAUAUGAAAUUCCAAGUGUUAUUAUCACAUUUCCUUUGAGGAUUCUUUAGCUAUGUAUUUUUUUUUUAAAAAGUCAUUUGCUGCAAUUCAUUAAUUUCUGUCCUUAAGCCAUUUCUUUUUCAGACCAAGCUGACACUUGUUCUUCUUUAUUCAAGUGAGCCUAAAUUUUGUUGACCAUUCUUUUUAUGUGGAGUUUUGUCAAUUAGAUUAUUUAAAUGUGAGCUGCCCUUUACAAAUAUCUGCUUUACACCCUUUACAAUUAACUCAAUCCUCUUGAGACCGCAAACAUUCUGGGGACGUGGGUUCAAAUCCCAGUAGAUUAGAUGUUGAAAUUAGCAUUCAGUAAAGACCUGGGAAUAAAAUUUAGUUUAAUGCUGACCACAUAACUACUGCUGAUUGUCAUAACUACCUACCUGGUUCAUUAAUGUCCUUUUGGCAAUGAAAUUUGCUGUCUGUAUCUGGUCUGACUUACGUGUGACUCCAGACUCAUAACAGUAUCAUUGACCCUUGAUUGUUAUCUGAGCAAAUAGGGAUGGGCAAUAAAUGCUAACCUAAUUGGUGACACCUACAAUUCCAUAGUGAACAAAAAAAAGUGCCUCUUUUAUCGCCUGAUUACUAUUUCUGAAGCCUACCCACCGUGUAUAAUAAACUGACUAGCUUGUAAUUUUGAGCAGUGAUCCUCUUCUCAAUCUUCUGAUACCUUCUAUUGAUGGAAUAAAGUGUAAGAUCAUCGCAUGCCUUUUCCAAAAUCUUCAUUCUCCCUCAACUGAUUUUAUGUGACAUAGUUCCCACUUGAAUUCACCUGACAUGCCUUUUUCACUGUUUUUGUUUCAACAAAGUCUCCGCCUCCUCAUCACUUGAGUCCUGACUUUGGCUCCUUUUCUAUUCCACUAUCAGGUUGCUCCCCACUCUUUUCCAUUGAUAAUCUAAUCAGAGAUCAUUCUGACUCAAAUUCCCCCUGUGAACAUAUGGUCCAUUUAGUAUACCUCACUCCCCAGCACCAGAUCCAUCAGUGCUUCCUUUCUAGUUUGCAUUAGAACACACUGACCAAGGAAGUUCUCCUGGGAUGUGGCAUCUCUGGAGUGCAGAAUGUGGUGGUAGAAACCCAAGUGCUUUUUUUUUAAAAAAUACUCUCACAUUGUACAAGUUUAAUUGCUAGUUUCUAGUCCAUUAAUCUUUCUGGAGAGAUUUAUAGGGUCUUUAAGUUUAUAAUAAAGAAAUUUACCAACUAAAUUAUAAUUGGUCUGUCUAAGCUGAAACAUUGUUGCAAAUACUCAAAAUUUAACUUUGCUUUUUGUUUUACUUCAAUUGUUCUCCAACAGACUUUGAUGUUUCUUUUUCUUCUGGUAUUGUUCCAAAGAGCACUACUUCAUGAAUGAAUGUGUGAUCUGUAUGGAAAAUUGCAGUCAAACUCAAUCCUGUUCUUGGGUAACAUCCUUGUGCCAAAGGGAGUCAGUGUUCAGGUCAUUGAGAAUUAGGCAAGGAGAAUGAAUUUUAACUGGGCUCUUUUUCUAGUCAACAGUUAUUUAUAACUGUGAUUUAUUUUUUGACCUUGCUGCCUACAGUUGGAAAAAUAUUCUUCUUGGGUCUGUGGCUCAUCUGCUCUUGCUAUGGGGCACCAAUUCAUCUACAGUGCUAUGUUCUCCACAAACAAGCAGAAUAUGCUCAGAAUGUGUGUUUUUUGAGUUAACUGUGAGCUUCAGGAGCCUUAUUGUUCUCCGCUGCUUUCACAAUGUCAACGGCCUUGGCCAAUCAGUUGCUUUACUAAUCAAUUAGCAUCUUUUUACUGCUGUAGUAUCCAUUGGUUUGACAGAUUGAAACUUAACAUUGUUCCAUUUGCCCUGUUGGAUACAAAACCAGAACUUCAAAUAUGCCUCGCUUCAGUGUUUUUCUUUCAGAAACAUUCUCGGUCUUCAAGGGUUGGUGCUCACAAUAUGUUUGAAUAAUUAAAGUUCCAAAAUGCCUAUUGGAGUUCACUUGCCCGUCAGUUGUGAGCUUCCUCUUGAUUUCUGGUCCAUUAACACUUCCAGAUCGAAAUUCUUGAUUCAUUACUUGGAUGUUUUGUUUGGUGUACUCUAGUUUUUCAGAUCUGUUAUUGGCUGAGAUCUGCAUCUUCCCACUACCAAUUCUGCCAUUUCCACCCCAGUCAAAAGCUUUUUGAUCAGGUUCGUAAAACUAGAUCUCUCUUUUCAGGGUCACAUAUUCACAGCGUCCCCCUCUGCUAUCUGGCCUCAGGUUUCUAACAAGUGAAAGGAUCUGAAGGAACACAGCAGGUUACGCAGCAUCAGAAGAUUCCUGAUGAUGGGUCCAGACCCAAAACAUAAACCUUCCUGACCUGCUGUGUUCCUCCAGUUCCGCGCUGUAUUGACUCUGACUCCAGCAUCUGUAGUUCUUGCUAUCUGCAAGGAUCUGAAGUUCAGAUGAAAGUUUAGGCUAUACCUGCCUAAUUCUGCUGUUUACAACUCUCAUGCUGGUGAGUCAUCAAGCAUAUUUCAACAUCAUGCCUGUUUUAACACAGGUUGGGUGAUACACUUGACUGAGAGCUGCAAGCAGAGCAGAAAUCCAAGUUGUACCUUGAAGUGUCUUUGUCUCUUGGAAGACUGCAGAUGAAGUAUAACGUUUUAUGAAUUUUGAUACAAACGUUAAAUCAUAUUUUGUAUACAGUUACUAUGUGGCUUUUGGAGAAACAUUUGCAAGUUUCAUCUUUCCUGAAGCACACAUUCCCCACUAUUAAGGGUGCAGGUCAGUCUUUGCUGUUUCCACUGCCAGUAGCUGCAGUCCCCAAGACCUUCCUUCCAGAUGGUCUGGUUGACAGCAGGAGGAUCUGUGUGAUGUGAUGGAGGUAUGAAUGCAUGUGCCUGCAUUCACCAUCAGAUGGCGUAGGUCCAUCAGGACACAUGUAAAUCAAAAUACAGAAUUACCAUUCGAUUAACAUUUAGUUGUUUCAUAUCUGAGCAUUUAUAACUAAAGCAUGGUACAGUGUGCAGGGUAUGAUAUAAUUACUAGAGAUUGAAUUUUGUAAAAUCUUUUCGCUAGAUUUUUUAGAAUCCGCCUUGAUUCUAUUACUUGCUUUUCAGCUAUCAGUUUGUGCGUGUGCACUUGAUUUCCAAUGGACUGCUGAUUGUUAUUACUGAUAACAUUUUAUGUAGGUCUCAAAUAUUGUCUUUAGUACUUUUUUAAAAAUUGAGAGUUCUGACUGGUUAAUUGUAUUUUCUUUUCCUAAUUAUUGAAGGAAAAAAGGGUUGUCAAAUGACUGACUGUACAGAAAUUAAGAAAAGCCAACACAGCUUCAGUGGUUGUAUUCUGGGAUGAGAAGCACUGCCCUGCAUAUGAUUAAUGCAUAUGGAUGAUAUGAUUUUCAAGCAUAAACUUUUGUAACAUUAUGCAAUCCUGUUUGUUUCACCUUUGUGAAUUCAUGUUCUCUCAAAACUGUACAUUUUGGAUAGUGUUGCAGAAAUUAGCAUAGUUCAUUGGUCUGACAAAUAAAACUUUUUAUUUUUA
Molecule: messenger RNA, 6125 nt
Organism: Stegostoma tigrinum
Lineage: Eukaryota; Metazoa; Chordata; Chondrichthyes; Orectolobiformes; Stegostomatidae
Gene: dhx33
Product: DEAH (Asp-Glu-Ala-His) box polypeptide 33
Exons: 12
Coding region: 53-2071 (672 amino acids)
Biological process (GO): positive regulation of transcription by RNA polymerase I
Cellular component (GO): intracellular anatomical structure; nucleolus
Molecular function (GO): helicase activity; ATP binding; RNA binding
Source: RefSeq, a predicted model, not a curated record